This is a messenger RNA of Sparassis crispa, 963 nucleotides long. Its product is annotated as Uricase. The record is from RefSeq and is a predicted model, not a curated record. The transcript has 9 exons. Gene Ontology annotation, biological process: purine nucleobase catabolic process; urate catabolic process. Gene Ontology annotation, cellular component: peroxisome. The coding region runs from base 1 to 963 and encodes 320 amino acids. Gene Ontology annotation, molecular function: urate oxidase activity. NCBI's taxonomy places the organism in Eukaryota, Fungi, Basidiomycota, Agaricomycetes, Polyporales, Sparassidaceae.
AUGUCGACCGCGGAAUCGUACCUCGCACACGCGUGCUACGGGAAGGACAAGGUGCGCGUGUUGCGCGUCGUGCGCGAAGGCGCGUGGCACACCGUUGUGGAGUACUACGUCCAGGCGCUGCUGGAGGGCGACAUCGACGUGAGCUACACCGAGGCGGACAACCGCGUGGUCGUCGCCACAGACUCCAUCAAGAACAUCACCUACUACCUCGCGAAGACGUCGCCGCACGUCCUGCACCCGGAGCGCUUCGCGCUGCACCUCGGGACGCACCUCGUGUGCAAGUACGCGCACAUCCGGAAGGCGCACGUCGCGGUCGAGCGGCUGCGCUGGACGCGCAUACCCGUCCGCGGCCAGGCGCACCCGCACGCGUUCGUGCGCGACGGCGAGGAGCGGCGCGUCGCGAGCGUCGAGGUCGACGCGACGGCGGGGAAGGACAAGAUCGUCGCGACGGUCACGUCCGGGCUCACCGGGCUCCUCGUGCUGAAGUCGACGGGCUCGGCGUUCGAGAACUUUGUGCGGGACGAGUACACGACGCUCGGGGAGGUCGACGAUAGGAUAUUUAGUACGGCGGUGGACGUGUCGUACGUGUUCGCGCCGGUGCACGUCGUGCCCGGGGCGGAGGCGGGGCGCGCGGGGGUGAGCGUCGAGGAGGCGGAGGAGAAGGAGGCGGGCUCGGCGUGGGACGGGGAGCGCGUGGCGGAGGCGGUGCGCGGGGUGACGCUCGAGGUGUUUGCGCAGGACGAGAGCGCGAGCGUGCAGGCGACGCUGUACAAGAUGGCGGCGCGGAUCGUGGCGGAGAACGCGCGGGUGCAGAGCGUGACGUAUAAGCUGCCGAACAAGCACUACGUGCCCGUGGACAUGCGCUACAUCGGGCUGGACAACACGACGCCGGCGAACGCGGAGGUGUUCCUCCCGCUGGACACGCCGAGUGGGCUUAUUACUGCUACCAUUGCGCGCAAGUAG